AUGGCUAAAGAAAUUCAGAAAAUUUACAAUGAUCCUAAUGAUUUUUUUAACUCGCCUGAAGAUUUUAUUGUAGAUAGAGGUACUGAAUAUAUGAGCGAAUGUAAAGAUUUAUUACUCAAUUAUAAUGUUGGAAUUCAGUAUGUUAACUCUAAAUGUAAUGUAGCUAUUGCUAAACGUGACCAUCAAGAAUUUGAAAAAUAUGCUUCCUUUUGGCAAGAUGCUGAAGAUUUUCAUUUGCCUUUAAUUAAUAGAUCCAGAGCAUGGUUUAAGAGACUUUGUAUAAAUGAUGAUAUUUACAAUAAUACUCCUACUCAGUUAAUAUGGAAUGAGGCUGUAAAAAAGGCAUUAAAUAAUAAAACAAUAAUAGUUAGACUUUCUGUCAAACAUAGGAGACCAGUUGAUUAUAAUGAACCACUUUUACCUAGCUAUACUGAAGUUCGUUACCUUUUAAAACCUGGUGAAUUAGAAGGUAGGAGAAAAAGGGCAACUGAUUGCAAUUGGUCUCCUGAAGUCUUUACAAUUGGUUCUUAUUUGAUAAAAGAAAAUCAGCCUAUUCUCUACAAGUUUUACAAGGGUCCUAAAUAUUUAUUUGUAAAAGAAGAACUACAAAUCAUCCCGCUAGACACAGUAUUACCUUCCAAAUAUAUUUUCAAGCAUUAA
Rhizophagus irregularis DAOM 181602=DAOM 197198 is the source of this 660-nucleotide messenger RNA. RefSeq lists its product as uncharacterized. The record is from RefSeq and is a predicted model, not a curated record. NCBI's taxonomy places the organism in Eukaryota, Fungi, Glomeromycota, Glomeromycetes, Glomerales, Glomeraceae.